AUGACGACCACGACAGCAACCGCCCUCCGGAGCAGUCGCCCACCCAUCCUCCCCAAGGAUUUCUCCGCUCAGCAGCCGGAGACUAUCCGCCUGUACCCUCUGAGCAACUACACUUUCGGCACCAAGGAGACCCAGCCCGAGGAGGAUCCCUCAGUGCAGGCUCGCCUGAAGCGCCUGGAGGAGCACUAUGAGCUCCACGGCAUGCGCCGCACCUGCGAGGGUAUCCUCGUCUGCCACGAACACAACCAUCCUCACGUCUUGAUGCUGCAGAUAGCGAAUGCAUUCUUCAAGUUACCGGGCGAUUAUCUCCCUCACGAUGAAGAAGAGAUCGAAGGGUUCAAGAAGCGCCUGAACGAGCGCCUGGCCCCCGUCGGAUCACAAUUCUCUGGUGAGGGAGUCAAUGAGGACUGGGAGGUUGGCGACACUCUGGCACAGUGGUGGCGCCCCAAUUUUGAGACCUUCAUGUACCCGUUCCUGCCAGCACAUGUCACCCGGCCGAAGGAGUGCAAGAAGUUGUACUUUAUCACCCUGCCGAAGAAGAAGGUCCUCUCCGUCCCCAAGAACAUGAAGCUCUUGGCCGUCCCACUCUUCGAACUGUACGAUAACUCGGCCCGCUACGGUCCCCAGCUCUCCGCGAUCCCUCACUUGCUGUCGCGGUACAACUUCGAGUUCGUGGACGAGAACGACAACGUGGUUGCCGUCACCCCCGGCACUCCGCUGCCAGAGGACCAGAUCCCACGAAUCAAGGUGUUGGCCGGCGGCGAUGGAGAGGAUACGGGAAUGACGGAUGUGGGCGAAGGGGAGAAGGGAAUCGAUGGGCUGUAA
Penicillium subrubescens is the source of this 825-nucleotide messenger RNA. Its product is annotated as cleavage and polyadenylation specificity factor subunit 5. Bases 1 to 825 code for a protein of 274 amino acids. Gene Ontology annotation, cellular component: mRNA cleavage factor complex. NCBI's taxonomy places the organism in Eukaryota, Fungi, Ascomycota, Eurotiomycetes, Eurotiales, Aspergillaceae. The record is from RefSeq and is a predicted model, not a curated record. The transcript has 4 exons. Gene Ontology annotation, molecular function: mRNA binding.